This is a messenger RNA of Mesitornis unicolor (brown roatelo), 1350 nucleotides long. RefSeq names its product chromodomain-helicase-DNA-binding protein 1-like. Gene Ontology annotation, molecular function: chromatin binding; ATP binding; histone binding. The record is from RefSeq and is a predicted model, not a curated record. The transcript has 8 exons. The annotation marks the transcript as partial. Gene Ontology annotation, biological process: regulation of transcription by RNA polymerase II; nucleosome organization. Gene Ontology annotation, cellular component: nucleus; chromatin. NCBI's taxonomy places the organism in Eukaryota, Metazoa, Chordata, Aves, Mesitornithiformes, Mesitornithidae.
AUGUACAGUGAAGACUGGCAGAUGUCUGGGUCAGGGUCAAUAUCAGGAACUGGUUCUGAUUCUGAAUCAGUGGAAGACAGAGAGAAAAGCAGUUGUGAAGAUAGUGAAUCUGACUAUGAGCCAAAAAACAAGGUCAAAAGCCGGAAACCUCCAAGCAGAAUUGAGCCAAAAAGCAGCAAAAAGAUUGCAGGACAGAAAAAGAGGCAGCUUGAUUCAUCAGAUGAUGACUAUGACAAGAGAGGAGGUCGUCGCCAGGCAACAGUCAAUGUUAGUUACAAAGAAGCUGAAGAAACCAAGACAGAUUCUGAUGACUUGUUGGAAGUUUGUGGAGAAGAUGUCCCACAGCCUGAAGAAGAUGAAUUUGAAACUAUAGAGAAGUUUAUGGAUAGUCGAAUUGGCCGAAAAGGAGCCACUGGUGCUGCAACCACCAUCUAUGCAGUUGAGGCAGAUGGUGACCCAAAUACUGGGUUUGAAAAGUCAAAGGAGCUAGGAGAAGUACAGUAUCUUAUUAAAUGGAAAGGCUGGUCACACAUCCAUAAUACCUGGGAAACUGAGGAAACACUGAAGCAACAAAACGUUAAAGGAAUGAAGAAACUAGACAACUAUAAGAAAAAGGAUCAGGAAACAAAGCGCUGGCUGAAAAAUGCUUCUCCAGAAGACGUGGAAUAUUAUAACUGCCAGCAGGAACUUACAGAUGAUCUACAUAAACAGUAUCAAAUAGUGGAAAGGAUAAUUGCUCAUUCAAAUCAGAAAUCAGCAGCUGGUUAUCCAGAUUAUUAUUGCAAAUGGCAGGGUCUGCCUUACUCAGAAUGUAGCUGGGAAGAUGGUGCUCUCAUUGCCAAAAAAUUUCAGGCAUGUAUUGAUGAGUAUUUUAGCAGAAAUCAAUCCAAGACCACUCCAUUUAAGGAUUGCAAGAUUCUAAAACAAAGGCCGAGGUUUGUAGCACUAAAGAAGCAACCAUCUUAUAUCGGAGGACAUGAGAGUUUAGAGUUAAGAGAUUAUCAGUUAAAUGGACUGAACUGGCUUGCUCAUUCAUGGUGCAAAGGGAAUAGUUGUAUUCUUGCAGAUGAAAUGGGUCUGGGUAAAACAAUACAAACAAUUUCUUUUCUGAACUACCUGUUUCACGAACAUCAACUGUAUGGGCCUUUCUUGCUAGUCGUGCCCCUUUCUACCUUGACAUCUUGGCAAAGAGAGAUUCAAACUUGGGCUCCUCAGAUGAAUGCUGUGGUUUACUUAGGAGACAUAACUAGCAGAAAUAUGAUAAGAACUCAUGAAUGGAUGCAUCCACAGACCAAGCGAUUAAAAUUUAAUAUACUUCUAACAACUUAUGAAAUUUUGCUGAAGGAUAAG